CUUGUUAAGGGUGUCCCAAUCUGUCUGAGCACUGAGUGCCCAUCCCUCUCUCAAAGGAACUGCACACACACUCUCUUACCACACUGGCAGUGAGAACACACACAGCUCCAUCCACCAGUUAUAAGACGAGAUCCAGCUCCAGUUGAAGGACAUAACCCAGCUCCAAAUUGCAGAAUGGAUGCGCUGAAGAAGGGAUUCUCCAUGGCUAAGGAGGGAGUGGUGGCCGCCGCCGAGAAAACCAAGGCUGGGGUGGAGGAGGCAGCUGCCAAAACCAAAGAGGGGGUCAUGUAUGUAGGCACAAAGACAAAGGAAGGCGUUGCGACAAGUGUAAAUACAGCUGCCCAGAAAACAACUGAGCAGGUGAAUCUUGUGGGUGAGAGUGCAGUGGCUGAAGCCAAUGAGAUCUCAGAAAAGGCAGUGGAGGGGCUGGAGUCUGUGGUCGUAUCCACUGGCCUGGUAAAACUGAAUGAGCUGGAGAAUAAUGAGGGGGAGCUGUCGAAGCAUGAGGCAGCUGUAGAGCAGCCUGCAGACGCUGGACAGUAGGUGAAGCUGAUGUCGCACUGAACGCCCCUGUGAUGCUCUGCUUCUUGCUUCACAUAGGAGAGAGAAAGAGAGAGUUCAUUAGCUGCUGCUGACCAUGCCUGAAUAUUAUAAUGCUAAAUCUCCGAUGGACUCUAAAAGAUAUCUAACUUUACAAAAGACAAAGUCACCCACACGUCUCUCUUGCUUUCUCCUCAUGAACAACCUAUCCCUACUUUCCUUCACAGAAAUACUAUCCACAAGAAUAAAACAACUCCUUUAUCUAGCUAUGCAGUAUUCACGUAUUAUGUGUCAUUACCACAUUUAUUAUUAACAAAUAUAUUACGCACAUGCUUGUGAUUUGGAGAUUUUUAUAUAUAGUCUGUCUUUCUUACCUGCCCUGAAACUGAUAUACCAGUUUUCCUCCACCCAACACAAUGAGGUUUGAUGUAUGAUAAUGAUGAUGAUUUCACAGACAUUGUGACGAAAAGGAAAACAUUCCAAUCCAAAUACACUUAAAUUGUUGUAUCUGAGAAAAGACAGAAUCACAAAUGGGCAAAUCCCAAAAAAGAAGGCAAUUGAUGGUAUUAAAUGAUGAAAUAUGGCUGAUUAAAUCUGUUUCAGUAUUAUCUUUAAAGUGUGGUUAUAGCGUGACGGGCUUCAGAAAUGCUCUUAUAUAUAGUUUGCGAAAGUAUAUAACAACUCAAAUCUGCAAAUGAUCAAUGUAAAAAAAAAAGUUGCUGCUUUAAAUUUUUAAGUAAAAUCAACUUGGAUGUUGAAUUCAUUUGAGUUUAAAAAAUGAGUUGAAAUCUUGCAUAUCUAAUAAAAAAGGUUAAAACAAUGUAAAAA
This is a messenger RNA of Pimephales promelas (fathead minnow), 1368 nucleotides long. It is a transcript of the gene sncga, whose product is annotated as synuclein, gamma a. Gene Ontology annotation, molecular function: cuprous ion binding. Gene Ontology annotation, biological process: synapse organization; chemical synaptic transmission; synaptic vesicle endocytosis. Gene Ontology annotation, cellular component: neuronal cell body; axon terminus; cytoplasm. NCBI's taxonomy places the organism in Eukaryota, Metazoa, Chordata, Actinopteri, Cypriniformes, Leuciscidae. The record is from RefSeq and is a predicted model, not a curated record.